AUGGCUCAAUCUGAAGAAGUCUCAUCAGCUCUUAACCUAAUCAGACAACAUCUCUUAGGAGAAUUCGAGUCAAACCCUAAAUUGAUCCAUAGUAAUAGUUAUAAUUACCCAUCUCAAGAUCCAUUCAAUAAGAAACUUAAAUGGAUAAAGUUUGGGGAAGAGAUAAAAUCCGAUGAGAGUAAACGUUAUCGGGGAGUAAGAAGAAGGCCUUGGGGAAAAUACGCAUCGGAAAUUCGAAACCCUAACCAACGUGGUUCUCGAAUUUGGCUUGGGACUUUUGAGACCGCAGUUGAUGCGGCCAAGGCUUAUGAUCGAGCUGCUUUUAAGCUACGUGGAAAUAAAGCGAUUCUUAACUUUCCGUUAGAAGCUGGAAAAUUGGGAGAUAUUGAAAUGAGUAUGUUCGAUAGAGGUGCAUCUAUUUCAGGGGAGAGCGCAAAGAGGAAAUUCGAAUGUUAA
Molecule: messenger RNA, 456 nt
Organism: Impatiens glandulifera
Lineage: Eukaryota; Viridiplantae; Streptophyta; Magnoliopsida; Ericales; Balsaminaceae
Product: ethylene-responsive transcription factor ERF105-like
Exons: 1
Coding region: 1-456 (151 amino acids)
Biological process (GO): regulation of DNA-templated transcription; ethylene-activated signaling pathway
Molecular function (GO): DNA-binding transcription factor activity; DNA binding
Source: RefSeq, a predicted model, not a curated record